This is a messenger RNA of Rhizopus microsporus ATCC 52813, 919 nucleotides long. RefSeq lists its product as uncharacterized. NCBI's taxonomy places the organism in Eukaryota, Fungi, Mucoromycota, Mucoromycetes, Mucorales, Rhizopodaceae. The transcript has a single exon. The record is from RefSeq and is a predicted model, not a curated record. The coding region runs from base 294 to 827 and encodes 177 amino acids.
UUAGGCAAAUUUUGCUACAAACAGUAAUAAGAUUUGCAUAAACAUAUGCUUUAGCAGUUAACACUGAUAGCUUAUAUAUAACUUAGAUGAAUCUCAGCUUAAUUUGAUGUUACAACCACAUUUACUACGCUACAUUUGCAACGUGCCUGCUGCCCUUCCUACGCAUGUCGAGAUUCAUAAGCAUGUUGCACGAUGCUUAGCUAACUUGGCGCUUUACAGUAAAGUGAUAUAUAUGAUGUAGAUAGUGUAUUACCUAACUUGCUUGAUUGUUAAUAGAGGAGAAUUGUUCAAUCAUGCUUGGUUGUAAUAUAUCUGAAUCAUCAUCACACACACAAGCAUACAACAUAUUGCCAACGUUACUUGCUCUUGGACAAUCACCUCAUGCAACAGUAGAUAUCACUCGACAUGUUGUAAGAGCCAUUGAUAAUUUAUCAUCCAAUGGUAAGCUACCCUUAUAUCUUUUAGGCAUUGUGCUUAAUACAUGUAUAGUACAACUCCUUAGCGAUGAUGAAACAGAAUUGAUGGGAUGGAAGGAAAAAUGUCAAGAGAUAUACCCAUUUAUUACCGGAAUACUAAACACAAAUGCCGAACAAGACAACGAUACCAUCAAACGAGCCAAAAGCAUUAUUCAAAAAAAAAUAUUUGAACCUGCCGAGAAGGCAUCUAUCACAAGCAGCGAACUGACAGAUACUGACAUUAGUGAUGAUAAGGAAAACAGUAGUAUAAAGGCGUCUGAUUAUACAACCAAGAACGAAAGACAAGAUAAUUUAUCCGAUCAUAGUACGAAAAGUAGCAAGUCAAAGUCAAGAUCAAAGAGAAGAAAUUAAAACAUUGUAUAUGUGUGUUGAUAGUAGGGGUAUAUAAAUAGUGGCAGUAAGAAAAAGUUGCGUUGUUUAUGAAAAGUAGCCUAUUACGUGAA